This is a messenger RNA of Onychostoma macrolepis, 7825 nucleotides long. RefSeq names its product centrosomal protein of 290 kDa. Gene Ontology annotation, biological process: camera-type eye development; kidney development. NCBI's taxonomy places the organism in Eukaryota, Metazoa, Chordata, Actinopteri, Cypriniformes, Cyprinidae. The record is from RefSeq and is a predicted model, not a curated record. The transcript is spliced from 52 exons. The coding region runs from base 143 to 7441 and encodes 2432 amino acids.
CAAGGAGACGAAUUUACGACGUUCCGCUUUACGACUGUUUUCAUGGUUGCCUAGCAGCAGCUGAACAAGGGAACACAAGAUGGCUAGGCUGUUUUAACAAUAAGUUCAUCGCUUAGUAGGACAUUCAUACAAAAGCUGAGAGAUGUCUGCAGCCACAGACUGGAAGCUGCUCAUGGGAGUAGACCCAGAAGAUCUGGGAGAAGAUGAUGAGAAAAUCUGUGAUUUGAUUUUGAUGGUCAAACCACGGGACCUGAAAGCAGAUGAUUCAGAGAAAAUGAUUCAGCUCUUCAGAAUCUCACAAACACUCCUGAGGAUGAAACUGGACGAAAUUAAAUGUGCCUAUGAAGUUGUAGACAGUGCAGGUGUGGAGCAAGCAAGAAUUGAAAAUGAGCUGAAAGCCAAAGUCCUAAAGCUGGAAGGUGAGCUAGAGAUGGCCCAGCGCGUGAUGGGAGGGGGUGACACACGUUUCCUUCGGGAUGAGAUUCACCAACUGGAGAGUCACCUGGAGCGCAAAGAGAGAGAGGUGACCCAGCUGGAGAAGGAAAUGGGCAAGGAGAGGAAAGCCAAUGAGGAGCUGGCUCUCCGUGCUGAAGAGGCAGAAGAGAAGAACAGGAAACUCAAAAGAGAGAACGAACAGCUGCAACAGGAUGUGGAGUUCUACAGAAAGGAAAUAGAGCAGAGAGAGCCUCUUCAGACCAAAGAGGAGAGCAAUGAGAUUCAGAGGAGACUUACCAAAGCCAACCAACAGCUCUACCAGUGCAUGGAGGACCUGCAGCAUGCCGAGGACAUGGCUGCCAACCUGAAGAGCGAGAACGAGCAUCUGCAGAAGAAUCUGGAGGAGUCUGUGAAGGAGAUGGAGAAGAUGACGGAUGAAUACAACAAGAUGAAGAUCGCAGUCCAGCAGACGGAUGCAAUCAUGGAUCAGCUGAGAAAAGAAAGAGAUCAUGCCAAGUUUCAGGUCAGAGAGCUAAAUGAACAAAUCCAGGCUCGAGUUGAAGAGGACGACCCAGUUAUGGCUGCCGUUAAUGCCAAAGUUGAAGAGUGGAAGAGUAUUUUAUCUGGAAAAGAUAUGGAAAUUUUGGAGUAUCAGCAGAUGAUCAGAGACUUGAGGGAGAAACUUCGAUCUGCUCAAAUGGACUCUGACAAAAGCAACAUUAUCGCACUGCAGCAGGCCGUGCAAGAGAGGGACAACCAGAUCAAGAUGCUGUCUGAGCAAGUCGAGCAGUACACAACAGAAAUGGAAAAGAAUGCUGUGCUCAUCGAGGAGCUGAGGAAACCAGUAAAGAAAGAUAAAGGUAACGCCAGCGCGCAGCAGCGCAGGUUGGAAGACUUGAGCUCUAAACUGCAGGUGGCUGAGAGGAGAGCUCUGGAGGCUGAGCGUGCCGCCCAACUGGCAGAACGUGAUGCCAAGGACAAAGACAAAGAGCUCAAUGACACCCUCAGUCAAAUCCGUCUGUAUGAGUCUGGGACGGAUGGUUUGGAAGCUGCCAUCACUGAGAUCAAAGAAUGUAAAAAUCAAAUCAGAGUGAGAGACCGGGAAAUAGAAUCCAUGAUAAAAGAGAUAAACCAACUGGAGAUCAAAAUCAACAAUCUGCUAGAUGAGAAUGAAGACCUACGAGAACGCCUUGGAUUAAAUCCGAAGGAAGAACUGGAUUUGAGUGAAUUCCGGAGAUCAAAGGUUUUGAAGCAGAGACAAUACAAAGCAGAGAACCAGGUCCUGCUGAAAGAGAUUGAGCGUCUGGAGGAGGAAAGACUCGAGCUGAAACAACGCGUUCGUGCGCUGGUGAAGGACAAAGGCGUAUCAGUAGUUAGUAGUUCACUGCUUGAUGACAGUGUUGAAGAAAAGCCCAGCAGAUCUUUUAGAGAGAGGCCUGUCUCUGGAUUCACCGAUGAUGAGAUGAAACGAAAAAACGAGCGUCUGCAGAAAGAGUUGAGCAACAAAGAGAAAGAAUUUGAACUCAAGAGAACAGAAUCCGUCCAGUUCAAAGCCAGAUUGAAUGAAAUGUUGAAUGAGAAUAAACAGCUGGAACAGGGCAUGAAGGAGAUCCUGCAGGCUGUCCAGGACACUCAGAAGAAAACACCCACAUCCAUUGGCGUCAGCAUUCCCAGCCUGGAGAGACUCGUCAAUGCUCUGGAGAUGAAGUACUCGGAGGGAAAGUUUGAUGCAAGCCUCCACCUCAGAACGCAGGUAGAUCAACUGACCGGCCGCAAUGAGGAGCUACGGCAGGAGAUGAAAGCAGCUAGAGAGGAGGCAACAAUUACUCUCAGUCAGUUAACGAAAGCUAACGAGAAGAUUUCUCGCUUGGAAAGUGAGGUUGAAUCAAUGAGCAAAUCAGCUGGCACUUCCAUCCCUUACAAGUCAAUAGCUCUGCCUGAAGAGAUGACGCCAACUAGUGCCGAGGUCAUCAACGCUCUCAAUGAAUACACGAUACAACUCCUACAGGAGAUCAAAAACAAAGAAGAUUCCAUUGAGCAGCUCAGUUCAGCUCUGGAAGAAUAUAAAAGGAAAUUCGCAGUGAUCCGCCAUCAACAAGGACUACUAUACAAGGAGUAUCAAAGCGAGAGGGAGUCUUGGCAGAAAGAGAGAGACUCUUUUGCCGAACUGAAAUCCAAACUCGAGGAACAAAGGGAGGUGGACGCAGUCAAAGUCAAAGAGUAUAAUCAAUGGCUUGAGGCUCUUGAAAAGGACCCGAGUGAGAUCAGACGGGAGCUGGCUGAGAUGGCCCGAAAAAUGACGGUUCUCAAGGUGAAUGAGAAGUGUCUGACACGACGUUACACGACUCUGCUUGAGCUCGAGCAACACUUGAGGAAGGAGAACGGCAAACUGAAGGAUGAUUUCACUCAAAUGGAGGCUGCUGUAACUGAAAGAAUCGGCUACUUGCAAAGGUUCAAGGAAAUGGCAGCGUUUAAAAUGGCCGCAUUGCAGAAAUCCCUUGACGGUAGUGUUCCUACAUCAGAGCUGGAGAGAGCCAACAAACAAUACACCGAGCUCACUAUCAAGUACAGAAACCUACUACAGAAAGACAAUCACCUCGUUCAGAAGACAACCACACUGGAGCACCUGGAGAAGGAGAACGUGUCUUUACAUGAACGCAUUAACUCCAUCAAUAAAGAGCUUGAGAUCAGCAAGGAGAAGCUUCACACUUUGGAGCAGGCCUGGGAAAACAUCAGCACAACUGGUGGUGAGAACAGCAUGGACAAGGCAGCCAAAGCCCUGGCCAACAGCGAGAUUGUAUCUGUGUCCAGACGCAUCACAAUGCUGGAGAUGAAGGAGUUAAAUGAAAGGCAGCGGGCCGAACAUGCUCAGAAAAUGUACGAGCACCUGAGGAACUCCCUCAAACAGGUGGAAGAGCGUAACUUCGAGCUAGAGACCAAGUUUGCUGAGCUCACAAAAUUAAACCUAGAGGCUCAGCGGAUAGAGCGGGAGCUCAGGGAUGAGCUGGCAGACAGCGUAAGCAAAGACAUCAGUGAUGCUGAUCGCAAGCGAAUCACCGAACUGGAGAAAACAGAGGCAGACCUGCGGAUUGAAGUGUCCAAAUUACGGGAGGUGUCAGAUGUCGCUAAAAUGCAGGUGUCCGCUCUGGAAUCCAGACAGCAGUCAAGAGAGAAGGAGGUAGAAAGCCUAAGGAGACAGGUGUUGGACUACCAGGCUCAAUCCGAUGAAAAGGCCCUCAUCGCUAAACUCCACCAGCACAUUGUGGCCCUACAGUUGAGCGAAACCUCAGCCAUCAGCCGACUGGAAGCUGCCAACACACGCCUGCAGAAACUCGAAGCGCAGAAGCUCCGAGUUGAACAGCAGCUGGAUGCCCAGCAGCAGACUCUGUGGCACGCGAGGCAGGAGGGUCACCAGCGGGCCAGACACCUCCGCCACACCAUCCAGGCCCUCCGCAGACAGUUCUCAGGAGCCCUGCCACUGGCCCAACAGGAGAAGUUUUCCAACACCAUGCUCCAGCUGCAGGAGGACAAGGCACGGGCCAGGGAGGAGGCACAUAAGGCGGAGGAGGAGAGGAGGAAAGCAGAAGGAAAGGCACAAGAACUGAAGCUAAAGCUGAAGGGGUUGGAGGAGCUUAUAGCAACACUGAAAGAUGCCAAAGGAGCACAGAAAGUGAGUGAGUGGCAUAAGAAACUGGAGGAAGUCCGUCUGUUGGAAAUGAGGCAGAGCAGAGAGCUUGGUGCCCAGCGGGAAGAGAUAAAAUACCUUAAGAACAUUGUGGCUGAGCAGGAAUGCACCAUCAGCGGCCUGGAAGAGGAGUUGGUGCACCAGAAUAACCUUCUCGAGGAGCGGCAACUGAUCUGGGAUCAGAGAGAAGUGCAAUUGGAGCGCCAACUCGACACCUAUGAGAAACGGCAGAAUGAAGUCUUAAGUACAGCUCAGAAGUUUGAGGAAGCCACAGGCUCUCUACCGGAUCCAAAUCAACCUUUAGUGCACCAGCUAGACUACGCUCUUGGAAAAAUCAAAGAGCAUGUUCGUACCAUCCUUGAGACAAAAGCCACCUGCAAAAUUCUGGAAGAGAAGCUGAAGGAAAAAGAAGCUGCUUUGUGGACAUCAGAACAGAACGUCUUAUCCCGAGACAAAGUAAUCAAUGAACUGCGGCUUCGCCUUCCAGCCACUGCUGAGAGAGAGAAACUCCUGGCUGACCUGAGCAAACAAGAGGACUCUGAUAGCCAGCCCGCCCUGAAGGUUGCCCACCAGACCAUUAAUAACCUACAAGGGCGUCUGGAUCAAAAAGAAGGGGUUCUCAAGAAGUACCAGAACUUGUUAGCAAAGACCCGUCAGGAGCAGGAAGAGAUUUCCAAAAGACAUGAGGAGGAGGUCAGGGCACUGCAUCAAAAACUGGAUGUCUAUAUGGACACAUCGCUGGACCGUUUCAAACAGACCGCUCUGGAGCUAAUGAAGAAACCCACCAUCACUGUACCGACCAAUAAGCACUUGAUGCGUUUGGCAGAAAUGGAGCAGACGGUGGCCGAGCAGGACAAUUCGCUUUCCUCGCUGACACGCAAGCUGAAGGUCGUCACCACAGAGCUGGACCAACAGAAACAGGUGAUGGCGGCACAAGCCAUGGAGCACGCUAUGGAUAUAGCCAGACUUGAGGAGAGACACGUUGCCCAAACGAAGGGUCUGUCACAGGAAGCAGAGGAGCUGAGAGCUCAGCUCAUUCAAAUGGAGAAAGAGCUGCAUUUCCUCCGCACGGAGCUAGAGGCCCAGAAAGAAGCCAAUGUCAGAUCACCAUCCAACACCAUGAAGAACCUCGUGGAGCGGUUGAAGACUCAGUUGGCCCUCAAGGAGAAACAGCUGAAGGCUCUCAGUAAAGCUCUCUUGGAGCUUCGUGCAGAGUUGACAUCUCAAGCAGAACAGCAGAUCAUCGCCAAUGCUGCUCAGAAGGAAGAGGCCCUCAACGUUCAACAGAUUGUCGACAAGCAGACCAAGGAGCUAAGGACGUGUGUAAAAGACCUUAAUGAUGAGCUCCUGCUGGCUAAGGAUGGCGUACGAGCAGUAAAAGCCAGAGAAAACUCGCUGAGAGAGGAGCUGGAGAACUUAAACAAGGAUCUGCAGAAGAGCCAGAAAUCACAUAACAAGCUGCAGAGUGAAAAAGAGACUCUGGAGGAUCAGCUGGAUGAGCUGAAGAAGAAGGUCCAGAGGCUCAGCAGCGGCCUUCAGGCUCAGGUUGACAGUGAUGGACCCACAGUUGAGGCUCUUCAGAAGAAGAUCCGUAAGUUAGAGCAGGAGCUGGACAGGAAGAGCAUCUCAGAGCCUGCAGACAAGAGGAGCAUCCUGAAGGAGGACAAGUCCUCUAAAGAAGAAAUCUUGAGGUGGGAGGAAGGUAAAAAGUGGCAGGCCAGGGUGGAGAAAGUGCGGACCGUCCUCAAGGAGAAGGAGAAAGAAGUGGAAUCUCUGUCUAAACAAUUAACAAUGAUCAAAGAACUUUACAGCAGGUUGGAGCAGGAGAAGGUGGCUCUCCAGAAGAAACUAAAAGGCAGAGGAGUGACCGCAGAUCAGGUUGUUGGUGUACGGACCCUCGAGGCUGACAGAGAGAUUGAGGAGCUACAAAGAAGGAACGCUGAACUGGAGCAGCAAAUCAAAGUGAUAAAGCAGCAGCAAGCUUUACCCCGUGAUGCCGCAAUGGAGGAUAUCACCAUCAGGAACCGUUAUCUUGAGGAGAGGCUUCACUCCCUGGAGAAUCAACUGUCCAAAGAGUCUCCAUCCAGACCAUCUCAGACAUCUGGCCGUGGUUCUGGUACACCAUCUCAAAGAGAACAUGAGCUCCAAAAAGAGAACCUCAAGGUGUCCACGGAGAACCUGGAGCUUCGUUUCCAACUGGAGCAAGCAAACAAGGACCUACCUCGAUUAAAAGAUCAGGUGUCUGACCUCAAAGAGAUGUGCAGUGUUUUGAAGAAGGAGAAAGCUGAAGUGGAGAAGAGGCUCAGCCAUAUUCGUGGGUCUGGCCGCAGCGGGAAAACCAUUCCUGAGCUGGAGAAGACCAUCGCACUGAUGAAGAAGGUAGUGGAGAAAGUUCAGAGAGAGAAUGAGAACUUAAAGAAGACUUCAGAGGCCAAUGUGCAGGAGCAGCUUACUAAACUAGAACGAGACCAUGAGAAACUAAAGUCUGAAUAUGAAAAGCUGAAAGGAAAACAAGAGGAACAGCUAAAUGCAAGACUUGAAUCAAAAACCAAGGGCAUUGAGAAAAUCAUGAUGGAAAAUGAACGCUUACGUAAAGAUAUUAAAAAGGAAGCAGAAGCUGCAGAAAAGCUGAGGGAUGCAAAGGCCAGACUUGAAGUAGCCAAUGAGAAACUAAAGGCGGAGCUUGAGGAGACCAAUCAGAGGCUCCUAUUGGCACAGUCAAAAGGGCCGUGUUUAGAGGGAGUGGACAGCAAGACCUGGAAAUCUUCAGUUGUUUCCAGGUUAUUUGAAAACAAGAUGAAAUGUCUUGAGAGCGAAAUCGCUAAGAAAAACUCCAGCGUAUCAGAGCUGAAGAUGCAGCUGAAAGAAGCGAAUGAGAAACAGCAGGCCACACAACACACAGUCAGCCAGCUGAAGGAACAAGUGGAACUGCUUAAAAAUAUCCCAGCGGAAGCGACCACUGAUGAAGGCCUUGUCAGAGAGUAUCAGUCCCUGAGAUUGGCCAAUAAACAACUCGAGAGGGAAAAAGCUCAACUUCUUCGCCAGAUCCAAAGGUACGAUGAGCAGUUUGGAGCCAGCAAAGCAGGACCAGGAUACAAUGAUCUCCAGGAACAAAUUAAGGCAGCAAAUACUGAAAAAAAGAAAUUACAGGACGAAUUGAGAAAGCUGACUCGAGAGCUGAAAAACUUUGACCCGACAUUUUUUGAGGAACUUGAGGAUCUAAAGUUCAACUACAAUCUGGAGGUGAAGAAAAACAUCAUCCUGGAGGAACAGUUGAAGAAGUUUGGAGUGGCGGUUCCCAUAGACGUGUCUAUCAGCUAACACACAUCAGAUCAUUUCUCAGGUUAUUAGAUUUUAUUCUUACUGCUCAGUUAGAGCCAAAUAUGUACAAUGUUGCUUCACCUUAUUGUUCAAAUAUAAUGUUUCACAAGUAGGUUCAUAUUUAUUUUUUUGUAAAAUAUUACAACCUUGUCAUAUAAAGUUUACAAUAUUUGUGAUUUUAUGGCCUUACUAGCAUAAGCUGAAACUGAAAGGAUUUGAUCUUUUUACAUUUAACCCAUUAAUCACUGCCUCAUUUUUGAGACUCCUUACAUGUAAUAAAUGACGAUCAAUGUAAAUUUGUUCCAUUUAUUUAUACAUAUUGCUGAACCAUCCUAUUUAAACAAACCAAAAAAAGAAUUAAAUAAUAAUUAAAAAAAAAAAAAA